AUGACCGUCAGCGAUAUUUUCAAUGGUUCAAUAGAAAUAGAAAAUGCAAUUAAAUAUACAAAAAUACGAUUAUUUACAGCUGCACUUCAAACAUCAUCAAUACCAGUUGAAGAAUUAUUAGAUAUAGAACAAAAUUGGUCAAUACCUUCUUCAGAAACUGUUGGGGGACCUUCAUGGUCAUACAUAUCAGCUGUAUGUUGGCUUUAUGGUCGGAUGAUUCAUGAAGAAUUAGGUGGAAUACCAAUUGGACUUAUUGUUAGUAGUUGGGGUGGAACUCCUAUUGAACUUUGGAUGCCACCACAACCAUUACAUGAUUGUGGAAUUUCAUCUGAAGCAAAUUCUGAAUAUAAUCGUGAUAAAUAUACAUGUACAUUUUCAAAAAUGAUUCAAUCUUGGCGUGAAAUAUGGCAUGAACGUACUAAUACAAUAACUCAUAUUCAAUUUCCAUUUGGAUUUGUUCAAAUUUGUUGUCAAGGUGAAAUAUGUGCAACGAAUGAUGAUGCUUGGUUACCAUUAUCAAUUUCAGAUAAAAGUCAUUUAAUAAUUAUUUUAAGAAUUCGAAAUGCAUGUACAGGAAAAUCUAUUUAUGGUAUUCGUUAUUUAUGGCAUGAAACACCAUGUUCAUAUAAACAAGCGGCUAUGUAUAGUAUUACAGAUACAAAUUUAACUUCUCCACCUUAUAUUAAAAUUAAUUAA
Adineta steineri is the source of this 696-nucleotide messenger RNA. Lineage: Eukaryota; Metazoa; Rotifera; Eurotatoria; Adinetida; Adinetidae. The record is from the annotation of a GenBank genome assembly.